Molecule: messenger RNA, 1632 nt
Organism: Laccaria bicolor S238N-H82
Lineage: Eukaryota; Fungi; Basidiomycota; Agaricomycetes; Agaricales; Hydnangiaceae
Exons: 2
Coding region: 1-1632 (543 amino acids)
Molecular function (GO): protein binding
Source: RefSeq, a predicted model, not a curated record
AUGCUCCGUCGCGUGAUACCGCAGCCAGGGACGUCGCUAAAACCACCAUCUAUCCACAAUCAUUUACCCCCGAUCACAGGUCCUGUGACCCUCAACCUCAACUUUCCAAACGUUUCUGUGGAGAAAGUAUACAACACCAUUACAACCGCCACCCCAAAGCGGACACCCCCAGCUCAUGCCCAAACCAAGCACAAAUCUUGCUUGACGUUGCCAAAGAUAAACGUAUAUGGGCCCUCAGAAUCUGACGGACAUUCAUCAGUGAAACGCACUGAACGUGGUGUCCAGGCCACGACUAAAACAGUACAUAUAUGUUCCCAGAACAACGGCACCCAAGAUGCACAGGCCCCUGUUACCGCGCAUCAGGCGAAAGAGAUGAAAGAGAUGGCAAAGUCGCUGUCUCAAGCUGUCGACCGCCGAAUAAGCAGGUCCCGCUCCGUGGUGGGUCGAUCAUACUCCCUAAAGACCUCGAUCGCUCGGCGCGCUCCACGUGAGAGACAAGUCGACCUUUCCACUACAUCUUUGGAUGCGAUUAUCCAUGGAACGAGCAUCAUGACAUUGCUGAAUGCAAAGGCAUUGGAGGCAGAUAUCGUCGCAGUUGAACUUGAUCGGCUCUCAGUUAAACUUUGUGAAUUGGGCGAUUAUCACGGCGCAUGCGACAUGAGCAGGAAGGCAGCGCAGGUGCUACAAGAUGUAUGUGUUGCAACCAAGAACGAGCCCAGUGACACAUAUGCCACCGCCCUCCACAAUCUCGCUAUACAUCUAUCACACGUUGGCCUAUACAAGAAAGCGCUUUUGUCAGCUCGAGAAGCUGUUACGAUGUACACUCAUCUCAGAACAUCUCAGUGCAGUCGUAAUCCUGUCCUGGAAGCAAAUCUGGCCCUAUCGCAGCUGACUCUCGCUAAUUGCUUAAGCUAUAACGGGAACACGAAAGAGGCUCUGACAAGUGCAAGACAGAGCGUGGAUAUCUACCAGUCCUUCUCCGGUCCGGAGGCUGUCGAGUUUCGUGCGGAUCUAGCGAUGUCUUUGGUCAAUUAUGCCGAUAAGCUACGAGCUGCAGGACAGGUUGCCGCUGCGCAGUUCCAAGCUCAGUCAGCCAUAGACAUAUAUAUGCGACUGCGCAAGACCCAUGCUUCCAAGUAUGGUGCAGAGUACGCAGCUGCACUCAGCGCCAAUGCUAAGUGCUUUCAUAGUCUUAAGCAUCAUGACGAAGCGCUGGGGCUGGUAAAGGCCGGCAUAGCUAUCUGGCGGGCCCUUGAGCAUUCACGUCCGGGUAGAUUCUCUCACCACCUGGCAGACUCUUUGAUGGAGGCUCAAGCAAUACAUUCUUCUUUGGGAGCACGCGAGGAAGCUUCUCGAGCAGCGAAGGAAGGGGUAUCUCUUUUUCGCAAGCUUGCAAAUGGUUACCCGGAUCGGUUUAACCAGCAUCUGGCAUCAUCGCUGACUUGUGCUGGGCGCGCACACGUGCGUGCAAAGGAUUUCCUGCAAGCUAUCAAGUUUUUCAAGGAAGCCAUCGAUAUCUACGAACGCCCUACACUGCAUAUCGUUUCUGAUAUUCAACGGGCAGAUAUACUUGAAGAUGUCGCUCAAUCUUAUCGCAAGCUAACAAACUUUGCAGAAGCGCAAAAGUAUUAA